Colletotrichum higginsianum IMI 349063 is the source of this 906-nucleotide messenger RNA. RefSeq names its product Chromosome segregation in meiosis protein 3. Bases 1 to 906 code for a protein of 301 amino acids. Gene Ontology annotation, molecular function: DNA binding. Lineage: Eukaryota; Fungi; Ascomycota; Sordariomycetes; Glomerellales; Glomerellaceae. The record is from RefSeq and is a predicted model, not a curated record. Gene Ontology annotation, cellular component: replication fork protection complex; nucleus. The transcript has 3 exons. Gene Ontology annotation, biological process: replication fork processing; replication fork arrest; DNA damage response.
AUGGCACGUCGCGUCAUCGACCCAAGCACCAUCUCACCUUCCACGCAAUUACAUUCCCGCAGUUUUCCAAAACUCCCAGAUCGGCACAGCGAGGAGGUUACGAUGGAUUCAAGAGCUAUCCCUGAAUACGAUGACCUGGACAACUACAACGUCGACGACAUCGAUGACCCAUUCCGAUCUCCACCACCCGAGGCUAAGAACAGCAGCACAAAUAAGAGGAAGAAGGCAGAAGCAUUGGGACUUGACGAAGAGGUCGAGGUAGUAAAGCGAGCAAGAGUACCGCGAGUGAAGUUGGAUGAGGCUCGGUUGCUGUCAGAGAAUGGAAUCCCCAAGCUUCGGAAACGCGCCGCGAAGCUUGAGUUUAAGGGCAAGGGGAAUGAGUUCUCCGAUGCUGCUCGUCUUUUGACCUUCUACCAGCUCUGGCUAGACGACCUCUUUCCGAAAGCUAAGUUCCUCGACGCUCUGGCCAUGGUCGAAAAAGCCGGCCACAAGAAGCAGAUUGCACUCAAGCGGAUGGACUGGAUUAACGAGGGCAAACCCAAACCCUGGAAAGUAGAUGAGGACAAUAUAAAAGGACAAGCCCAGACAAUGGCUCAGCAGAAUGACAAUAUACCUUUGGCGCCCGCCCAAUCAACAAGUACUGGGCAACAACCACUACCACGAUCAAGAACACCGGAAGGGGGGGACGUACCAGAAGAAGAUGACUUGUACGAUGCCACCCCAAGGCAACAGGUUAAGGAGAGAUUCAGGCCGUCCCACGAAGAAUCGGAUGGCGAGGAUCUCGAUGCGCUGAUGGCGGAGGCGAAUAUUACAACCAAGACACAGGACCCCGCCGUAAACCCUGGCGCGGUAGAAGAGUUCGCAGAUGAAGAAGCUGCUAUGGCUGAGAUGGAUGGGUUGUGGUAA